Entrophospora sp. SA101 is the source of this 534-nucleotide messenger RNA. NCBI's taxonomy places the organism in Eukaryota, Fungi, Glomeromycota, Glomeromycetes, Entrophosporales, Entrophosporaceae. The record is from the annotation of a GenBank genome assembly.
AUGCCUGAUGUUAGUGAUAAUAUUUUGGUAUAUGAAAAAUUCCAAACAAGCAUUAUUUAUUUUCUUACUAGACAGGUAUAUGAGGAAGCUGAAGCAGAACUUGAUGAAUUGAUGAAACGAAGGGAAAAUUUAGAAGAUAGUUUAAUGACGAUUGAAAAAAAGAUUUAUACAAAUGAAAGCUCAUACUUGGAAGAAGGUGGCAAUCUUAUUCAUGGAUUUAGUGGAUAUUUAAAACCUUUAUCACAACAAGAUAAGAGAAAGAAAGAAAUAAUCCAAGAAGAUCGAAUAUUUUCUAAUUCAAGUUUUAAUUACGAAGAGAAGGUCAUGGAAUUUGUGACAGAAGAAGAAAGUUCUAGUUCAGACGAAUACAAUAAGAAAAGCGGUAGAUCAUCUUUAUUAGCAAAUUAUUCUCUAAAUAAAAGAGUAAAAAGAACUCAUAAAAAAACCAACAACACCAGCCAUAGUUGUAUUAGACAAUCUUCCAUUUAUAAUCAUAAUUUGGAAAUUGCAUUGGUGAAAUAUCGACUAGAAUAA